Messenger RNA from Daktulosphaira vitifoliae (grape phylloxera), 3669 nucleotides. RefSeq names its product importin-4-like. The record is from RefSeq and is a predicted model, not a curated record. The coding region runs from base 125 to 3364 and encodes 1079 amino acids. The transcript is spliced from 19 exons. Lineage: Eukaryota; Metazoa; Arthropoda; Insecta; Hemiptera; Phylloxeridae. Gene Ontology annotation, molecular function: nuclear import signal receptor activity; small GTPase binding. Gene Ontology annotation, cellular component: nucleus; cytoplasm. Gene Ontology annotation, biological process: protein import into nucleus.
CAGCAAUAACGAGUUCCGGCCAUGUGAUUUCUGUUCGGUCUUUUGGAUCCUUAAGAGUAAUCUAUCAACACGUGUUGGGCCGUAUCCCUUGUAGUUUUAUAAAAAUAGAAUUGACUUCGCAAAAAUGAUGGCUGAUAUUGCUGAAAUGGAACGCAUACUUAAAUGUUUGCUUGAACCAAACAACGAUAUUAUAAAACACGCUACAGAUGAACUAACUGGAGCAUUAAAAAAUCCUCAAACUUAUGUUAUUCUGUGUACUGUAAUUAGUUCAAGUAAAGAAGAUAGAUUGAAAGAAUAUGCAGCCCUUGUAAUAAGGAAGAAACUAAAUAAAAGGAACACAUGGACAGCUAUAUCAUCUGAUAUUCGGGAACAAAUGAAACAAUUUUUAUUAAAAACAGUUAUUGACGAACCUAGUCUUCAUGUAAAGAAACAUAUUCUUCAAUUAAUUGCUGUUAUAGCCAAACAUGAACUUAUGAGAGGAUCAUGGAAUGAAUUGUUUAAUUUUAUUGAAACCUAUAUGAAAAGCAAUGAUACUAAUGAAAGAAAGUUUGGAAUGUUUAUUAUUAAAAACUUAUCAGAUUAUAUUCCUCAAAUGUUUGAACCACAUAUUUUAACAUUUGUUAGUUAUUUUACUACUAUUCUAAGUACAAUUGAUGAUGGCAAUUCAUCUGCGGCUUAUGAUACCAUUAUUGCUAUGAAUAAUAUUAUUGAACUAUCAGCUCAAGUACCUGAAGUUAUGCAAGCUUAUUCUAACUCGGUACCACGUGUUUUGAACAUUAUACUUUCACUUUCAACUUCUAAUCCGGACAAUGCAUGUGAUUGCUAUCAGUUGUUAGGAUCAAUGUGUGAGUUUUCAAUUCAGGCAUUACUACCUCAUUUGAAACAAGUUGUUCAAGUUUCUGCACAAUUAGCUGGUAAUAAGGACAUAGAUGAAACCUUAAGAUGUAAUAGUAUUAAUCUAAUCUCUACCAUUAUUAGAAGCAAAAAGAAAAUUCUAGUUAAGCUAAAUUUAUUGCAACCUAUAAUAGAAUUGAUGUUCAGCAUUUUAAGUGAAGAAACUGAUGAUGAUACUUGGUUUUUAGAAGAGUAUGCAUUAAAUCCCAUGAAUUCAGCUGGAGACUGUUUAGCAGCUAUUGCUGAUGAAAUAUCUGCAUCUACUUUCAUGCCUAUUAUGAUAAAGUUAAUUGAUGCUGCUUAUACUUCCCAAGAUCCCAAUGCAUUAAAAGCAUCUUAUAUGACUAUGGCUUAUGUAUCUGAUGGUUGUUCAGAAUAUCUGAAAAAAAGUUAUUUGAAACAAUUUGUUACAGCAAUUAAAAUGGGAUUAAACAGUACAAACGAAACUGUAAAAUCUUCAGCUAUGUACGCAUUAGGUGAAGUUUCACAAUAUGUCCAGCCCCAAGUUAGUACAUAUGCAGCUGAAAUAUUACCUGAAUUAAUGAAAAUGUUCAAAGAAAAAUUAAUUAAAGAAUAUACUAAAUCUGAGUGUAGCUCUGAGGUCCGAAUGAUAUUUUUUGCUCUUGAUAAAUACAUAGAUAGCAUGGAAGGAGGUAUUGAAGAAUAUUUGCCAGAAAUGACUGGUGUUGUAAUGGAUAUUUUAAGAAAUGAAAAAUGUUGUAUUGAAUUGAAAGAUAAAGCUAUUACUAUUAUGUGUAGUAUAGUUAAAUCUGGUGGAGAUUUAGUAGCCCCUUAUUUUAUACCUAUCAUGGAACUUCUUAAUUGUUAUUUAACUCCAGGGAUUAAUGAAAAUUUAGAAAGUUUACAAAUUAUGGUUAUUCAACUCCUUUCUGAAUUUGUGGAAGCCCUUGAUCCCAAGCUUUUUGAACCCUAUUUAGAUUCAAGUUUAAAAUGUGGACUAUCACUUCUUCAAGAAGCUAAAGAUAACCAACCAGAAGUUCGAGCUGUAUGCUAUGGACUUUUUAGUGCUGUUGCUAAAGUAUCAGUUGAUCAUUUAAUUCCUUACAUGGAUGUUGUCAUGCAACAUGUAAUGAAAAGCCUGGAAAAUUCAAUCGACAGCGAAUAUACAGAAAAAAACAGCUACAAUGCAUAUGAAAAUAAUGAAGAAGAAGAAGAUAUUGAUGACGAUUCUGAUGCUGAAAAUAUUGAUAUUGCUGAUAAUAGUGAUAAUGACAGUGAUAAUUUUGUCUAUGUUGAUGCACAAGUGGCAGAAGAAAAAGAUAAUGCUUGUAGAACAAUUGCCCAAAUAGCAAAUGUUACAGGGGAUAAAUUUUUGCCCUACUUAAAAAGUAGUUUUGAUAUUAUGACAAAGCUAUUGGAAGAUGAUGAUGAAGAUACUAUAGAUUCAGCACUUGAGGCAUAUGGACAACUAUGUAUCAAUUUUUCAAAAUUAUCAGAUCAUGGGAGUCAAGAGUAUUUGGAAAAGGCUUUAGAAGCAUUUUUAGGUUAUGGAGAAAAGAAAGUCCAAGAGGAUGGAUUAGAAGCAUUAGAUAUUACAUUUUUAGAAGUUUUAUCUGAAAUGUUGAAGGAAAUCAAAACCAAAAUGGCUAAAUAUGCACAGCCCAUAAUGAUAAUGGCUAAGAAUAUAUUAUCUUUGAAGAUAGGAGAUGCCAAUAGUCCUGGUGAACUAGAUGAGUUAGACAGUGAAAAUAAUGAAAUACCAAUCGAUUAUGCUGGAAAUGUUGUGUCAAACUUGAGUUAUGUAGUUCCACCAGAAACAUAUACAACUUAUUUUGCAUCUUUAGUUCCUUUAAUAAAAAAAUUAUUAUCAAAAGGAUCUUCUGAUAUCUUGCGAGCUACUGGAUUAGCUAUAAUCGGAGAGUCAGUAAAAGGACUAGGUGACAAUGCUGGUGAAAUAUCAGAGCUGAUGCUUCCUCUAGUUUUGCAACUAAUUGAAGAUCAAGAUGAUUCUGUAAGGAAUAAUGCAGUAUUUGCAUUAGGUGAAAUCACAUUUUAUGGAAAAGAAGCAAUUUAUAAGUACUACCCUACUAUUCUAAACACAUUUUCUCAAGUGGUUGUAAAAGAACAACGUUCUAAAGUAUUAGAUAAUGUGUAUGGUGCUUUAGCACGAAUGAUUAUUACCAACAUUGAAGGAGUACCUUUAGAUCAUGUAGUUCCUGUUAUGAUAAAUUACUUACCCUUACACGAAGAUUUUGUAGAAAACCUUACCGUGUUUCGUUGUUUAGUAUAUUUAUAUGAAUGUGGCAAUCAACAUAUGGUGUCUCUUUCUGAUACUGUCUUAAAAGCAUCAUUAGUUACAUUAAGUGAUAAAAGAAAAUGCUAUGAUGAUGAAGUAAAAGAGGUAAUAAUUACACUUAUCCGGAUGUAUAAAAGAGAUUUUCCAGAUAAGUGUUUGACAUUAGUACUUCCUGAAGAUCUUAGGAGAUUGUUGAGUGAAAUACAGCUUUAAGAUUUGAUAAAUGAAACCUUAUUUAUUGUUGUUUAUUAAAUGAUAAUUAUAUACCAUUACCUAAUUCCAAAUAUUUCAAUGAUGUUAUUUUUUUUAUCAUGUUGUCACUUAUAAAGUUGUAUAUUACAUUGUUUUUUCAGUCAUAACUCACGUUUAUAUCUUAUAUAUUUGCAUGUAUUUAAUCAUGUUUAAUAUAAUUAAUAAUAAGUAACCAUUAAAUAUAUUUUAAAAUUUGUUUUGUCUAUAAUUUCAAGUUUGAUUUUUUAUUCAGUUUUCUUUUCAAAUAAACGUUUCUUGAAAAUAGA